AAUCUUUCUCUCACCGCUCUCUUUCUUUCUCUCUUUGCCGUGGCUUUAAAGGUUGAACCAAGGACACAACCCACCAUACUCAAACACCUCCUCUCCCCGAAAAAAUUAUGACCAAAACUGUCCUUUCUCAUGAGCCACCGCCAAAAGCUUCCAUUUUUCCUUAUUUAUCAAACUAAGUAACAGACAAACCUAUCUUUCUUUCUCUAAUUAAAUACUCAUCAAUGACUUCCUUUCUUUUCUCUAUUCUCUGUUGCUAUUUGCUCGACCCCACAAGAGGUUAAGCACACAGAAAGUGGAUAACAAUCUCUAGGAAAAUAUUGAAAGAGAGACAUGAGUGGUGCCAAUAAUGGAGGUGGGCCUUGUGGUGCCUGCAAGUUUCUUAGGAGAAAGUGUCUCAAAGGGUGCAUUUUUGCCCCUUACUUUGACUCGGACCAGGGCACCGCUCACUUUGCAGCAGUACACAAGGUGUUUGGUGCUAGCAAUGCCUCUAAGCUCCUCCUUCGCAUACCUGCACACAAGCGACCUGACGCAGUUGUUACUCUUUGUUAUGAGGCCUUGGCGAGGGUUAGAGACCCUGUUUAUGGCUGUGUUGGCCACCUCUUUACACUCCAACAGCAGGUAGUGAAUUUGCAAGCGGAGUUGGCCUACAUUCAGGCUUGCCUUUCGACGCUGCAGCGGCUACCUUUGCAGCAAGCACAGCCUCUACCUGCUCCAAGCCCCUCCCAAUCAAGUAUAGCAUCAACUACAGAGCUGGGAUCGAACUCUAACGUGUCAAUGCAUUUUGAUCAACUACAACAGGUAUCAUCAGAAUGGACAAGUCUGUGUAAUCCAUUGGAUUCAGAACUAGAAAAUGAUGAUCUCCAGGCUUUGGCUCGUGACUUUGUGAGUAGAUACUUGCCAGGAGUCAGAUUCAAGCCUCCAAGUUCUCAGUAGGAUAUAGUUUCCUACCCAUUCUUGAACUGGGUUUGGCUCCUCCUAUCUGUACUGCGCAGCUAGUGCAUCUUGUAUUUGAUUUCAUGGUGUAAUCAAGUCGUACUCCUCUUCUUCUUC
Messenger RNA from Hevea brasiliensis (rubber tree), 1050 nucleotides. RefSeq names its product LOB domain-containing protein 19. Gene Ontology annotation, biological process: hormone-mediated signaling pathway; positive regulation of DNA-templated transcription. Gene Ontology annotation, cellular component: nucleus. Bases 331 to 933 code for a protein of 200 amino acids. The transcript has 2 exons. The record is from RefSeq and is a predicted model, not a curated record. Lineage: Eukaryota; Viridiplantae; Streptophyta; Magnoliopsida; Malpighiales; Euphorbiaceae.